CCCGGACAGCCGCUUGUAAUUGCGCGUAAUCUUCCGUUUCCAUCCAGAACCGGGAGGGAGGGGAGAAGACUCUCCGGAGCUCAGGAGGGCGACGCGUGUUUCAUCUCCGUGGCUUUCUUUCCCUCCACCGUGGACUGCUUGUUGCCGAAAGUGACAUUGUGCUUGUGUUUUGUGUGUGUUUUGUGUGUGUGUGUGUGUGUGUGUGUCAGCUGCACCUUGAUCCGGGGGACCGACGCCGCCUCGGUGCCGCGUCUCAUCCCGCGCGCCCCCUCUGCCGUCGCUCCUCACCGCGUCGCUCAUCUCCACCGCUGCCGCUCUUCUCCUUCUUCUUCUUUUUGUUGUCUUCUUCUCUCUCUCGUGGAGUCGCUGCCAUGAGGUGCAGCUAACCCUGGAUGCCGACAGCUUCCCCAUUUGUUUUCCCUCCCACAUGUCGCAUCUUUUUUUUGUUUACUUUGAGGAAAAACACGCGCAACUAAACGCUAAGUGAAAGAGAGACCGCGCCGCGCACUUCGCUCCGCUGACAGCGCGAUCAAACAGACGCAAAGAGGAGGGGAGGCAGGGGGGGAAGGAGGGAGGAUAGAUAGAGGAGAGAGAGAGACACUGUGUGUGGGAGAGACAGCGUUAAAGGUGCGUUUUGAUGUUCGGCAUCCACGAGGGCAUCCAGCGGAGUGGGAGUAGUAUGAAAGAGGAGCCCAUGGUGGCCGGGAUGAACGCGGUGCGGACAUGGAUGCAGGGCGCCGGAGUGCUGGACUCCAACACAGCCGCCCAGAGCGGAGUGGGUCUGGCCCGGGCACACUUCGAGAAGCAGCCGCCCUCCAACCUCCGGAAGUCCAACUUCUUCCACUUCGUCCUGGCUCUGUACGACCGGCAGGGCCAGCCGGUGGAGAUCGAGAGAACCACCUACAUCGACUUUGUGGAGAAGGAAACGGAAACGACGGGAGAGAAGACCAACAACGGGAUCCACUACCGGCUGCAGCUCCUCUACAGCAACGGAAUCCGCACCGAGCAGGACCUGUACGUCCGGCUCAUCGACUCCAUGACCAAACAGGCGAUUAUCUACGAGGGCCAGGAUAAGAACCCGGAGAUGUGUCGGGUCCUGCUGACCCACGAGAUCAUGUGCAGUCGAUGCUGCGAUAAGAAGAGUUGUGGCAACAGGAACGAGACCCCGUCAGACCCCGUCAUCAUCGACAGGUUCUUCCUCAAGUUCUUCCUCAAGUGCAACCAGAACUGCCUGAAGAACGCGGGGAACCCUCGAGACAUGCGGCGCUUCCAGGUGGUGGUGUCGACCACGGUGAGCGUGGAGGGUCACGUGCUCGCCGUCUCCGACAACAUGUUCGUGCACAACAACUCCAAACACGGGCGGCGAGCGCGCCGGCUGGACCCGUCGGAAGGAGCGCCGUCCUACCUGGAGCACGCGACCCCGAGCAUCAAGGCCAUCAGCCCCAGCGAGGGCUGGACCACGGGGGGCGCCACGGUCAUCAUCAUCGGGGACAACUUCUUCGACGGCCUGCAGGUCAUCUUCGGAACCAUGCUGGUCUGGAGCGAGCUGAUCACCCCCCACGCCAUCCGGGUGCAGACUCCGCCCAGACACAUCCCCGGGGUGGUGGAGGUCACGCUGUCAUACAAAUCCAAACAGUUCUGCAAAGGCACACCUGGACGCUUCAUCUACACAGCGCUGAACGAGCCAACCAUCGACUACGGCUUCCAGAGGUUACAGAAGGUCAUCCCCAGACACCCCGGAGACCAGGAGAGGUUACCCAAGGAGGUGAUCUUAAAGAGGGCGGCGGACCUGGUGGAGGCCUUGUACGGGAUGCCUCACAACAACCAGGAGAUGAUUCUGAAGCGGGCGGCGGACAUUGCGGAGGCUCUGUACACGACGACGGUGCCGCGGGGCCACAACCAGCUGUCCGGCCUCGGCGGCGGCUCCGUCCACGCCGGCAUGAUGUCGGUGAACUCCUUCGGCGGGUCGGAGGUCGCUCAGACGGCCAAUCAGGGUUUCAACCGGAACACGAGCAGCGUGUCGCCCCACGGCUACGUGCCCAGCUCCACCCCCCAGCAGAGCGGCUACAGCUCCGUCUCCAACAGCAUGAACGGCUACGCCAACUCCGGCAUGGCGGCGCUGGGCACCUCGCCCAACUUCCUCAACGGCUCCGCCGGCAACUCGCCGUACGCCAUCGUGCCCUCCAGCCCCACCAUGGCGUCGUCGACCAGCCUGCCCUCCAACUGCAGCAGCUCCUCCGGCAUCUUCUCCUUCUCGCCGGCCAACAUGGUGUCGGCCGCCGUGAAGCAGAAGAGCGCCUUCGCCCCCGUGGUGCGGCCGCAGAACUCGCCGCCGCCCACGUGCAGCGGCGGCGACAACGGGAGCGACCUGCAAGAUCAGUCCUUUGUGGACUCUAAGUACUCCUCCAACAACUCUCUGCAGGGCCUGGCCUUCUCCUGAACGAUUCCCGGGAUGAUCGUUCCGCCCAUGUAGAGGUUCUGGAAUAGCUGGCGAAUUUUUAUUUUUUUAUUUUUUUGGGGGGAUGUUGAGAGGAGGAAAAAAAAGAACAAAAGUGACACCGUGGAGUCUGGAGAGUCUCGGGAGCCGAAAGAGAAGGAAGUGGAGAUAAAGACUCCGUUAAACUCAGGCCUUUCCAUUUGGGAUUUCAUCUGAAGGGAACGACGAGGAAGAAGAGGAAGAAGAAGAAGAAGAAGAA
Pseudoliparis swirei is the source of this 2696-nucleotide messenger RNA. RefSeq names its product EBF transcription factor 1a (gene ebf1a). Gene Ontology annotation, biological process: regulation of transcription by RNA polymerase II. The transcript has 17 exons. Lineage: Eukaryota; Metazoa; Chordata; Actinopteri; Perciformes; Liparidae. The record is from RefSeq and is a predicted model, not a curated record. Gene Ontology annotation, molecular function: RNA polymerase II cis-regulatory region sequence-specific DNA binding; DNA-binding transcription factor activity, RNA polymerase II-specific. The coding region runs from base 638 to 2440 and encodes 600 amino acids.